Messenger RNA from Diprion similis, 2178 nucleotides. RefSeq lists its product as uncharacterized. NCBI's taxonomy places the organism in Eukaryota, Metazoa, Arthropoda, Insecta, Hymenoptera, Diprionidae. Bases 311 to 991 code for a protein of 226 amino acids. The record is from RefSeq and is a predicted model, not a curated record. The transcript is spliced from 3 exons.
AUAGUUGAAACUAUUCUCUUCACCCGCACAGUAUUCCCAAGAUAGUGUCACUCAGCAUUAUUUACUUUCCACCGCUUACGGAUCCAGCAAAGUAUCUAAAUAACGAUUAAAAAUUACACACAACAAAUACAGCGAGAAUAAUACGCUAACAAAGAUAUUAUAAACGAUAUAAAACUGAAACGUGGGCGCCACAGGUGAUCUACAUCGAUCGACGGGACGACUUGCUACAGUUCGGAGAUUGCAGAGGGUGUAGGCUGUGAAUUUUUGAAGAGUUUUUGAAAACAACUAUAGAUAUACCCGUACAUUGAGAAUGGCGCCAACGAUUUGUCUACCGGAAUUAUCAAUGCAGGAUCAGAACGGUGCUGGCUCUUACAAACGGCGUCGUCAACGCACUUUGAACAAUGGGAUCGUAAAGGAGCAACAACGGUUGGAAAUAAAGCGGAUUUUUAAUAACCCCGAAAACAAUCGACUCGGUUCGUUGUCUCCACCCCCGAGUCCAAUCUGGGAACCAACGUGCCCGACAAGUUCGUGUUAUCCAACGAGAAGUUGUCUCGCACCGAACGCCAGGACAUCCUCUACAGAUCACCAGACCGAACAUUGGCGAUCAUUUUUUGCCCAGCAAGAAGGUCUGCUCGACAUCGUCGCCCGGACCAUGAUUCUCGUUCGGCGCAACCACAUGCUGCAGAAACGGGUGGAUGCACUGCGUUCCGAAACCCGGGAGUUCAUCCGUUCGGUGAUGAGCAACCCUGAGAACAGCAGCAGCAAACCAGAAAAACCAGAAGUUUCCCAGUGCCUCGAUACCGCGGUCUCCUCAUCCUUCGAAGUCUCUUUAUCGAGGCCUACACCUCCGCCCACUCCGGACUCUUCAACCGGAUAUUCCACCCUGUCGGUACCGAGUAUGGACAAUGAUGGGGGCUCUGACUGUUCCUCGGACGAUUAUUACGAGGCCGCCCGAAAAGUUACUCAGGAUCCCAAAGUUUCAAGCUCAUAAGAUGGAUCAUGAUCAUCAUUGUCCCGUUACAUCGUCUGAACUAAUUAUCUCGCGUCUCUAAUAUCCCAUGUAAGGUCUCUGCAAGAGAAACCGCGCUGUGUACUCGGUCUCGCCGGCGAGUCGUGUAAUUCAAUAUUAUAUCAUAUUAUACUAUACUACAUUAUAUUAUAUUCAUAACGUUAUAUGUAUGACUCGAAGUGAGGUGCGAUCAUAGUUAAGGUCGUGAGGUCUCGUUAUAACGAGAGUUCAACGGGUUUCGUGUUACACGCCUUUAAACUAGCCUCCAUAAUUUUUGAACGCAUAAACGUGUCAUACAUAUAGGUAUAUUUUAUUCGCAACUCGUAUAUCUGCAGUUCGAUUUGUGGACAUAAAAAUGCCUCGAGAACGAAUAUAUGCCUUGUGAUUAUAUAACGAAGUCUAAGCGCGCCGGUUCAACUUCCUGGAAUUUUAUUAUAGUUAUUUCGUUUGCACCUAUGUAACAAUUAUGAAACGAUAAUUAUAUGCUUGUAUGUCAAUAUCAAAAUCCAAUUUGUCAGCAUAUUAUGAAAAUACUGGCAACUAGAAUCCGUCGAUUGCGAUCAGAUUCCAGCCAAUUCGAUACGUCUGUAAAUGCAAUCUUGAAAUCCAGUGAAAACCCAUAUAUGUAUACUAGACGGAUAUACUAUAGGCAUAUAAAUAUUGUACAUUUUACCGAAAUAUGCGCAUUGCAAUUUCUACUAGUAAAUAUGUAUAGCAAUCUUCACAGAUAACAUGGUCCUCUUUAGAUGCCUAUGUUUUCCAUAGCUUUUUUAUACUUACACGGCUUUAGGAUAUAACGUAUAGAAUUGCACUGGAGAUUGGCCAAUAAUAAUUCAUUAAAAUCUAUGGAUUCUCCCAAGGGAGACGCGUUCGAUUACAUGACUCCGAUAAUAAUAAAAUAAAUAAAUAUGAUGAGUAAUAGAUUUCGUUGAUGAAUAAUAAUAUCAAUAACAGUAAUAAUAAUGAUGAUAAUAUCAGGUGCAAAAAGCAAUGUAGGACUCUGUAAACUUGACUGUAUACAUACAUACAUACAUACAUUAUAGAUACAGUAGAAAUACACGUGUACUUUGUGAUUGUGCGAUAAUCAUACAUACGUAUAGUACUUUAGGAGAUAAGAUCUAUUUCUCAUUGGCACUCAAUCGAACAUAUGUGAUAUGAAAAAAUCGACU